CUCUCACACGCGCUCUCUCUCUCUCUCUCUCUCUCUCUCUCUCUCUCUCUCUCUCACUCACUGCGAGCUGCUGAAUUCUCUGCACUUUCCGAGCUGCUGCAAUGGCAACUGAAAUUUUUACUAAGCAGAAAACCAUCGAUCUGAGAAAGAAACACAUUGGUCCCUCCUGCAAGGUUUUCUUCAGCCAUGACCCUAUCAAGAUCGUCCGAGCCAGGGGUCAGUACAUGUACAAUGAAAAAGGCGAGCAGUACCUGGACUGCAUCAACAAUGUCGCCCAUGUGGGUCACAGCCACCCAGAAGUCGUCCAUGCUGGAGCGAAGCAGAUGGAGCUCUUGAACACUAACUCCCGCUUCCUCCAUGACAACCUCGUCCAAUACGCACAACGUCUCCAAGCCACGCUGCCUGAACAGCUCUCAGUCUGCUACUUUACCAACUCAGGCUCUGAGGCCAAUGACCUGGCCUUAAGAUUGGCUUGGCAGUACACUGGCCACAAAGACAUCAUCACAUUGGACAAUGCUUAUCAUGGUCAUGUGUCAUCACUUAUUGAUAUCAGUCCCUACAAGUUUCACCAGCUGGGACAGUGUGAGCAAAGCCAACAUGUACAUGUGGCUCCAAGUCCAGACACAUAUAGAGGGAAAUACAGGGAAGACCACGCAGACCCUGCUACUGCUUAUGCAGAUGAAGUUAAAGACAUCAUUGAAAAAGCUCAUGCAAAAGGACACAAGAUUGCUGCUUUCAUUGCUGAAUCACUGCAGAGUUGUGGAGGACAGGUCAUUCCUCCAGUGGGCUACUUCCAGAAAGUGGCACAACACGUCAGAAAUGCUGGGGGCGUCUUCAUUGCUGAUGAGGUUCAAGUCGGCUUUGGAAGGGUAGGCUCCCAUUUCUGGGCUUUCCAGCUGCAAGGGGAAGACUUUAUACCUGACAUUGUCACUAUGGGCAAACCGAUUGGGAAUGGACAUCCAAUGUCCUGUGUAGUGACCACCAGAGCGGUAGCUGAAGGCUUCAUGUCAUCUGGAAUGGAGUACUUUAACACAUUUGGUGGUAAUCCUGUAUCCUGUGCUAUUGGGCUAGCUGUACUGGAUGUGAUUGAGAAAGAGGAUCUCCAAGGCAAUGCCCUGCGAGUAGGGAAAUACCUGACGGACUUACUGGAGAAACUGAAAGAGAGACAUCCCUUAGUGGGAGACGUCAGAGGUUGUGGCCUUUUUGUUGGGGUGGAGCUGGUGAAAGAUCGGCUUAAAAGAACCCCUGCAACAGCUGAAGCUCAGGAUGUCAUAUACAGACUGAAGGAUCAGCGGGUUUUAUUAAGUGCAGAUGGACCACACCGUAACGUCCUGAAGUUUAAACCACCCCUGUGCUUCUCCAGAGAGGAUGCUGACUUGGCAGUUGGAAAAAUUGAGCAGAUUCUAACAGACCUUGAGAAUGUUUUGGGCCUCCAUAUAUCUGACAACACAGACACGGUAAAUGCACAAAGCAAGCGCAAGGAGUCAGGCGAGGAAAAUGGCCAUGAUAUUCAUUCAGGUGGCAUCAGUGGCAAACAUCACAUAAUUAAGACUAACAAAAGACGAAGAACAUAACAAACCUUGUUCUUCUUUUAACAUUAUAUUAUAUAUCUGUCCAAAGUCCAGCCUCAGGGCCAAAUGCAUCCUGUGGCUUCUCUCUUAAAAUGUACGAUAGGUGGCCUGCUAGCCAACACAUAGUGGCCAACAAAUUUUUAUUGAGUGUUAACACAGUAAGCUAAAUUGCAAGAGCCUUUUUUUUCUCUGACUACACUUACAAAUUAAUUUACUGAAUGAUAUUUAGUCAUGGGUACACACAAAAAGUGCAAAGUUAACAAUGAGAAGGAGCGAUUUCAAAAGAGCUGGAAACGAGAAUACUUUUUCACAGAGAGCCAUAGCAAAUGUGUGUACCUCAUAUGUCUGAGACUGUUGCAGUAAUUAAGGAAUUUAAUAUGAUGAGAGAUUAUUAAACAAAUCAUGAGCAAUGCAAAAAAUAUUCAGAGGAUGGGAGGGCAGAGAAACUGAAGCAGCUGAAAGCUAUCCUGGCAGACGCAACAUCUUGUCAGAGCAAAUAGGGCACAGAACAUUACUAGAGAUAAUGAAUAGCAAUGCUUCCAACCACUAAGCAUGGAAAACCUGUCAUGAAUUCUUGAGAGAGUCCUUAACUCAAGCAGUCAGUGUCAUUUGUCCUAAUAAGAAGCAUGAAUUUAUGAAUAUUAUCUUGCGUGUCACAACUACAGCUGUCAGGUUAUAUCAUACUGCAGUUAUUCCACUAAAAUUAAAUUCACUAUAUUGGAGCUUUAAAAUAAUAUUUUAGUGACCAGCCCUCAGAUAUUUUGAUGUGGGGAGUCUAAUCUGGCCCCUUAUAUAUUAGUUAUACAUUAACAUUAUAUAUGAAACUUAUGGAUCAAGAUCAAUCUUUUGAUAAUUAUUUCCAUAUUUUAAUGGAUUUAUAACGUGCCUCAUGAUCUAAAAGUAAAGGGGGUGUUAUUUUGUAUAUAAUUGCUCACAAUUUUUCUUUUUGUCAGGGAGUGUAAGUGGUGCUAACUAUUUAUAAUAUUUAAUGAUGCCAUAUUAAAACGUAACAUCAGGGGGAAAUGAGAUUCCAAACCAUGUUGAACUUAGAGGGUUUUCAAUCAUGUACAGUAUUCUAAGUGCAAGAGUAUCUUUAACCACAUUUUCUAAAAAUAAAAUUCAUACAUAAUGUGUCAUGUAAA
This is a messenger RNA of Pangasianodon hypophthalmus (striped catfish), 2713 nucleotides long. It is a transcript of the gene etnppl, whose product is annotated as ethanolamine-phosphate phospho-lyase. The transcript is spliced from 13 exons. Bases 102 to 1574 code for a protein of 490 amino acids. The record is from RefSeq and is a predicted model, not a curated record. Gene Ontology annotation, cellular component: mitochondrion. Gene Ontology annotation, molecular function: transaminase activity; ethanolamine-phosphate phospho-lyase activity; pyridoxal phosphate binding. Lineage: Eukaryota; Metazoa; Chordata; Actinopteri; Siluriformes; Pangasiidae.